AUGUUGGUUAAAAGUCCGUUUGUUUGGACUCAAAAUGGAAUCAAGGUCAUCCCAAAGCCAAGCUGCGGACAGUGUCUGUGUGCGUCGCCGGAGAAGGUGAGAGUGGUGGUAAAGGUAAAGCCGAUGGUGAUUGGGAGGCCGAGAGUGCUGUUGAAGUUCAUCUGGACGGAGACUAAACUUGGAAUAGCCAUGGAGCAGGUGAUUCCAGGAUCACGAGGCCACACCAAUACCAUUCCGCUCACCCCUUACUAUUACUUCUGGCAGGGGAAAGAGGAUGGUGAUGAUGCCUGGGACGAGGAGCUCCUGCGGCGGCCAUGGAUUUCCAACAAACACAUGCUGCUAUUGGUUAAUCAAGCCAAGGUUCUCAUCAAUUUGUGGCGCAACAUUGAUUGA
Messenger RNA from Andrographis paniculata, 393 nucleotides. RefSeq names its product 30S ribosomal protein 3, chloroplastic-like. Gene Ontology annotation, molecular function: structural constituent of ribosome. Gene Ontology annotation, biological process: translation. Lineage: Eukaryota; Viridiplantae; Streptophyta; Magnoliopsida; Lamiales; Acanthaceae. Gene Ontology annotation, cellular component: ribosome. The record is from RefSeq and is a predicted model, not a curated record. The coding region runs from base 1 to 393 and encodes 130 amino acids. The transcript has a single exon.